Molecule: messenger RNA, 2565 nt
Organism: Thermothielavioides terrestris NRRL 8126
Lineage: Eukaryota; Fungi; Ascomycota; Sordariomycetes; Sordariales; Chaetomiaceae
Exons: 1
Coding region: 404-2191 (595 amino acids)
Source: RefSeq, a predicted model, not a curated record
GGUACAUACACUACAACUCUCGACCGACAUGUGCCUGACGAGGGUGCGGAGCAGCCUCAUUAACGAUGUCUUCUUUCGACACAGAUACUGUUCAAACAUACAUUCACCACCCGCUCUGUUCGCAACCCCGAUUUAGUGUUGCUGCCUACCGUGACUCAUUUUAUUGUUUACUGCCCCGGCGUCCCAGCGCUGGCGUCAGUGAACGAUAGACCCCCACUUUUCAACCAGCCUAAGCCUAUAAGACGGCCCUGCUGCCUCGGAUACCGGCGUUUGCCACUACGACGCGACGGGUGACCUCUCAGGUAUUGACGCUAUUUACACGCCGGUUCAGGAGCCGCCGAAGCGUUGCGCGGUAAGGAACUCUGUGAGCCAACUCGGCCUGCGAGUCCCGGGGCGGCGCAUCAUGGUUCGGACGACACGCUCAUCGGCGAAGCGGGACUUCCAGCCCGAGAGCUCAUGGCGCAUGGUCGAAGGGGGUGAGAAUGACAGCUUCGACACGUCUAUAUUACACGAUGACGAUGAGGAGUUUAUCAUCUCGAGCGGCAGCGACCCCUCGCAACCGGCCGGAUCGCAACCCUUCAGCAUCGGCGGAUCCCAGCCGUGGAGCAUCGGGGGCUCGCAGGACGAGAGCAUCGAGAACUUCCUCAACAAUGCCGAGGAAGAUGAGCAGGUUCUUCUACGGUCGCCGUUCCGCCCGUCAGUGCCGCAGUCUGUACGGCAGAGCUCCAGGGAGAACAUGAGACAUCGGUCACCCGAACCGGAGUUCUACAUGCCCAAGGUCGAUGUUGAGAGCCCCAGGAGGCCGACCACCCGGUCGUCAACGACCGUCAGAGCGGCGGACCCGACACCGCCGCUGCCUGGGUUGAGGCGUCGCCAAGGCGCCGCGACGGGGAGCCCCAGCAAACGCCGGCGUGCCAAGGGGAAGGAGGAGGCCGAAAGCGGGCCUGCGAACGAGCAGGCGUCGUUCAGUGACCGCAUCUCGGCAUCAUUACCAGGUGCCCUACUUGAUGCUCUCGGUUGGGCUUUUGGGGUGGUCGGGCUAGCAUUGCGCUAUGCGCAGAAGCCGAUCGCCAUCUUGGUGUCGUUGUAUCUCACGUUUGGCGGGGUCAUCGUGCUGCAGAACAUGGCGACAAAAUCCCUCUACACAUCCCUCUCGCCAUUAUGUCGCGUACCGGGGGUGUCGUGGAUGGAGCUUCCGUUCUGUCCGGAUCUCCGGCCAACGCAGGGAGCGGGAAAGGAGAAGCGGCAGCCAGUCGAGUUUGAGAGCCUGAUGAGCGUCCAAGACCAGUUCGAGAGGGUGCUGGAGAAGUCGGCGCAAGGUGUGUCGCUGCCCAUGGAGAUGAAGCGCUCGGAAGCCUCGAUCCGGGACCUCCGCACCAUGGUCCGCUACAGCACGCUCAGGGACAAGGACGAAUUAGUCUUGGAAUUUGACGGCUUCAUCGAAACCGCGCGGUCCGCAUCGAGCGGCCUCCAGAACUUCAACACGCACGUCGGCUCGGCCGUCGACUGGGUGAUCAGCAUGAACCGGUGGACAUCGCGGCAUCUCGACUCGCUAGAGGAGGGCGGCAACAAGGACGAGCAGGGCGGCCUCCUCGGCGCGUGGACGGGCUGGCUCUUCGCGCCGUUCCAGCCGGCCGUCUUUUCCGAGCGGCUUCUCCUCGACCGGUACGUCGAGCACACGGCGCUCGUGUCGGACAAGAUCGCCGGCCUGAUCCUCGAGGCGCAGGCGGUGCUCCGCACGCUCUCCAAAGCCGAGGACCACCUGAGCACCAUCUACGACUUCGUCACGCGGACGCAGAAGACGGUGCAGAGCCGCAAGGACGAGAUCCUCUGGACCCUGUGGACGCUCGUCGGCGCCAACAACCAGCGGCUCAAUAACCUCAACAGCCAGCUGUCGCUGCUGAGGCAGGUCAACGCGCAGCGGUCGGACGCCGUCAAGCAGGUCAGCGCCCUGAUCGUCGAGUUGGAGAAGAUCCAGGCCGGUCUGGGGGACCUGAGAGACCGGGUGGCCGCGCCGGGCUUGAUCAGGGGCCAGGCGGAGGUGCCGCUGAGCGUGCACAUCGAGACCAUCAACCGGGGCGUGGAGAGGCUGGAGGCGGCGAGGAGUCGGAUACGGGCGGAGGAGAACGAGCGCAUCAGAGAGGUUUUGGCUAGGGGGAAGAGGGAGGAGCGGCUGAUUGAGCAGGCUUGAGCAUAUAUUUCUUUUCUGUGUAUUUUAUUGGGUUCUUGUCAUUUGGUGUUGGUUGGAUAGGUACUUCGAGGACCACGGCUGAGGUGCCCAGGUGGCUUGUUUACUGGUUGCGUUUGCGUCGGGGGUAUUCGUUUACUUUUCUCUUUUUCUCGAGGCGCUCGGGGCAACACAGGACCCGCGACGGCAUUUAGAGGGCACAAACGGAGGUAUGGUGUUCAUUACUUACUUGGUACUCAGUAGUUGUUACAUUAGCCGGCAAUUUUCAGCUGCGAGUUGCCUGUUCCUUCCAGUGUUACUGUGUUGCUGUGCCCAAGUGGUAUCUGUGAGCGAUGUUACCCCCUCUUGAAUGGUUCUUAUCUCUCGAUUAGGUACGG